UGGACAGCCUAACUGCACCUCAAACACUGCAGCAUGAGUUACUACGGAAACCCGAGUGGAAAUACGACGAACGCAGGAAACGUCUCGGGUGGAUCAUCCUCGCAAGGCGGCUUUUACGCGGGUAGCAAUAACGCUUCGGGAAGCAAUGGGGGUUACAGUUACAGUCAACAGCAACCGCAGUCGGCGUACGGUAGCGAGGGUAGCGCCAACUACAACACGCAGCAAUGGCAAAGUAAUCCACCGCAAUCCGCGUCUCAGCCGCAACAGCAUCAAAUGUACAGCGGGACAUCUUUGCCGCCCCAACCUAGCAACAGUAACAGCACCCACCACAACGUCGCGCAACCCUUUUGGAAUCCAGCCACUGCGGCUACCAUGGCGGCAGUUGCCGGUUCCAUAUCAGGAUCCGGAGGAUUUUCCAAUGAUACCAUGCUUGAUUUGGCUAGCUCCGCCGGAAAAUCGUUCCUACAAUCGGGCUCGGCACGCAUGAUUCCAGGCUUGGAAUCCACCAUGUUGACUCUUCGGCACUACUUUGCCGUCGACAACAAAUACGUGUUGCGAAAAAUGCAAAAAGUGCUCUUUCCUUUUCUUUCGAAGCAAUGGCAGCGGCAAGAACGAGAGCCUGGCACGCCCGACACUCCCGCACAAUACGAUUUACCUUAUUUAGACGAAAAUGCGCCAGAUCUGUACGUGCCGGUGAUGUCCUUGAUUACGUACGUCUUGUUGUGCGCCGUUUGUUACGGUAAAGCUGGACAAUUCAAUCCGGAAGUCCUUCCGGACGUGACCACCAAGUGUUUCAUGACCCAAGUUCUAGAAGUCUUGGCCAUUCGUUUUGGAUUCUACACAAUGCAGGUACCCGUUCCCUUUCUCGACCUUUUUGCCUACACGGGAUACAAGUACCUCGGUCUCGCGUUGAAUAUGCUGGUGGCAUUAGUUUUAGGAACCGUCUUCGCUUUGGGAACUCGCGCGUAUUACGUCACCUUAUUCUGGACGGCCUCGGCCAUGGCCUUUUUCAUGCUCAAAACAAUGGCACACAACAUACCGUCCCGGACGGCAGCAACCGGUCCGAAGCGGGAGAUCGUAGUGAUUGUCUUUGCCGCACUGCAACUCGCAACCAUGUGGUUCAUGAGUCAAACGAAAUUUCUGUAG
Phaeodactylum tricornutum CCAP 1055/1 is the source of this 1146-nucleotide messenger RNA. RefSeq lists its product with no specific name. Gene Ontology annotation, biological process: endoplasmic reticulum to Golgi vesicle-mediated transport. Gene Ontology annotation, cellular component: endoplasmic reticulum-Golgi intermediate compartment; endoplasmic reticulum membrane; Golgi membrane. NCBI's taxonomy places the organism in Eukaryota, Bacillariophyta, Bacillariophyceae, Surirellales, Neidiaceae. Bases 34 to 1146 code for a protein of 370 amino acids. The transcript has 2 exons. The record is from RefSeq and is a predicted model, not a curated record.